AGUAGAGACGGGGUUUCGCCAUGGUGGUCAAGCUGGUCUCGAAUUCCUGAGCUCGGGUGAUCUGCCCGCCCCGGCCUCCCAAAGUGCUGGGAUUACAGGCGCGAGCCACCACGGUCAGCCUGAAGUACUUUUUAAAGGUUAUUUUGUCAGAUGUUCCAGAAAAGUUUGUUGGUUUGACAGGGAGGAAAUAAACUAAUUAAAGGCUAGUUCCCUCAGCCAGUUUUCCUCCCACAUCUCCAGCCUGACACAGGAUAUAUUUCUAUAUUUAUAAUAUAUAAUCAAUAUAUAAGGCAAAAAGCUCUCGUCACGACUGACAAUACAUGUCGUACCUUUAACAAGCCACAAAUGGACUGGAACAAAAGCUAUUAGCAGAAUGUUCUCCACCAAUCGGAAACUGAAAGAAAACAAUACAAAAAUAAACCAAUCAAAAUGUAGAUGAGGAACAGAGAGAGAGAGGCGACCAACCGCCUCAGCCCAACUGCCUCAGAAUAACGGAAAUGCUUCCACAGAAAUGCACCUCAGAAUAACUGGUACGAGAGGCGGCCGGAUUGACCCCACCAUUCUCACCAGCAGGGGGAGAUCACGAAUCAGCGCUUUUUUUUUUAGUCAGACUUAAAACCACCAGAUGGGGCCAGAAGAUCAGAAUGUAUCUUCUACAACCCAGGACUGUCUUUCUCAACAACCUGGAAGCCAUCCCUUUGUAAUGUAAUGAUCAAGAAAAAUAGGGUCCAUGUCUCCCUGUCUCUAUGGGAAGAAACGGUGAUGUCAAGAAGAGGUAACUCUGGUACCAGCUGGCAGUCAAGGCUGUAGGAGGGCAUGGAGAGUUGAAGAAAAAAGCAGUAUCUUGAGGCAGACUGGAAGAGUCAUCACAGCAUCCAAAUCGACAAGAAAACAUCAUUCCAGGGUCCUACAUGAUGGCGUACUCUGAUACUACAAUGAUGUCUGAUGAUAUUGACUGGUUACGCAGCCACAGGGGUGUGUGCAAGGUAGAUCUCUACAACCCAGAAGGACAGCAAGAUCAGGACCGGAAAGUGAUAUGCUUUGUCGAUGUGUCCACCCUGAAUGUAGAAGAUAAAGAUUACAAGGAUGCUGCUAGUUCCAGCUCAGAAGGCAACUUAAACCUGGGAAGUCUGGAAGAAAAAGAGAUUAUCGUGAUCAAGGACACUGAGAAGAAAGACCAGUCUAAGACAGAGGGAUCUGUAUGCCUUUUCAAACAAGCUCCCUCUGAUCCUGUAAGUGUCCUCAACUGGCUUCUCAGUGAUCUCCAGAAGUAUGCCUUGGGUUUCCAACAUGCACUGAGCCCCUCAACCUCUACCUGUAAACAUAAAGUAGGAGACACAGAGGGCGAAUAUCACAGAGCAUCCUCUGAGAACUGCUACAGUAUCUAUGCCGAUCAAGUGAACAUAGAUUAUUUGAUGAACAGACCUCAAAACCUACAUCUAGAAAUGACAGCAGCUAAAAACACCAACAAUAAUCAAAGUCCUUCAGCUCCUCCAGCCAAACCUCCUAGCACUCAGAGAGCAGUCAUUUCCCCUGAUGGAGAAUGUUCUAUAGAUGACCUUUCCUUCUACGUCAACCGACUAUCUUCUCUGGUAAUCCAGAUGGCCCAUAAGGAAAUCAAGAAGAAGCUGGAAGGUAAAAGCAAAUGCCUUCAUCAUUCAAUCUGUCCAUCCCCUGAGAACAAAGAGAGAAUCAGUCCCCGAACUCCUGCGAGCAAGAUUGCUUCUGAAAUGGCCUAUGAAGCUGUGGAACUGACAGCUGCAGAAAUGCGUGGCACUGGAGAGGAGUCCAGGGAAGGUGGCCAGAAAAGCUUUCUAUAUAGCGAAUUAUCCAACAAGAGCAAAAGUGGAGACAAACAGAUGUCCCAGAGAGAGAGCAAAGAAUUUGCAGAUUCCAUCAGCAAGGGGCUCAUGGUUUAUGCAAAUCAGGUGGCAUCUGACAUGAUGGUCUCUCUCAUGAAGACCUUGAAAGUGCACAGCUCUGGGAAGCCAAUUCCAGCAUGUGUGGUCCUGAAGAGGGUGUUGCUAAGGCACACCAAGGAGAUUGUGUCCGAUUUGAUUGAUUCUUGCAUGAAGAACCUGCAUAAUAUUACUGGGGUCCUGAUGACUGACUCAGACUUUGUCUCAGCUGUCAAGAGAAAUCUGUUCAACCAGUGGAAACAAAAUGCUACAGACAUCACGGAGGCCAUGCUGAAGCGCUUGGUCAGUGCCCUUAUUGGUGAGGAGAAGGAGACUAAGUCUCAGAGUCUGUCAUAUGCAUCUUUAAAAGCUGGGUCCCAUGAUCCCAAAUGCAGGAAUCAGAGUCUUGAAUUCUCCACCAUGAAAGCUGAAAUGAAAGAGAGGGACAAAGGCAAAAUGAAAUCAGACCCAUGCAAGUCACUGACUAGUGCUGAGAAAGUCGGUGAACACAUUCUCAAAGAGGGCCUGACCAUCUGGAACCAAAAGCAAGGAAACUCAUGCAAGGUGGCUACCAAAGCAUGCAGCAAUAAAGAUGAGAAAGGAGAAAAGAUCAAUGCUUCCACAGAUUCACUGGCCAAGGACCUGAUUGUCUCUGCCCUUAAGCUGAUCCAGUACCAUCUGACCCAGCAGACUAAGGGCAAAGAUACAUGUGAAGAAGACUGUCCUGGUUCCACCAUGGGCUAUAUGGCUCAGAGUACUCAAUAUGAAAAGUGUGGAGGUGGCCAAAGUGCCAAAGCACUUUCAGUGAAACAACUAGAAUCUCACAGAGCCCCUGGACCAUCCACCUGUCAAAAGGAGAACCAACACCUGGACUCCCAGAAAAUGGAUAUGUCAAACAUCGUUCUAAUGCUGAUUCAGAAACUGCUUAAUGAGAACCCCUUCAAAUGUGAGGAUCCAUGCGAAGGUGAGAGCAAGUGUUCUGAGCCCAGGGCAAGCAAAGCAGCUUCCAUGUCCAACAGAUCUGACAAAGGGGAAGAACAAUGCCAGGAGCAUCAAGAACUUGACUGUACCAGUGGGAUGAAGCAAGUGAACGGGCAAUUUAUAGAUAAACUGGUAGAAUCUGUGAUGAAGCUCUGCCUUAUCAUGGCUAAGUAUAGCAACAAUGGGGCAGCCCUUGCUGAGUUGGAAGAACAAGCAGCCUCGGCAAAUAAGCCCAAUUUCAGGGGCACCAGAUGCAUUCACACUGGUGCAAUGCCACAGAACUAUCAAGACUCUCUUGGACAUGAAGUAAUUGUCAAUAAUCAGUGCUCUACAAAUAGCUUGCAGAAGCAGCUCCAGGCUGUCCUGCAGUGGAUUGCAGCCUCCCAUUUUAACGUGCCCAUGCUCUACUUCAUGGGAGAUAAGGAUGGACAACUGGAAAAGCUUCCUCAGGUUUCAGCUAAAGCAGCAGAGAAGGGGUACAGUGUAGGAGGUCUUCUUCAAGAGGUCAUGAAGUUUGCCAAGGAAUGGCAACUGGAUGAAGCUGUGGGAAAGGUGGCCAGGAAACAGUUGCUGGACUGGCUGCUCGCUAACCUGUGAGCUGAUCCUUGACUCCUCUUCAUCUUAGCCCCCCUAGCAGCAUUCCAUCCCAGCCAGAGCACCCCCACCAUCAGGCCAGUCAACUGCACAAUACACAACUGUAUUUCCCAAUACACUUGAGCAGUUGCCUGUGAAUGUAAGAGGUGUCAACAAACUGGGAAAUAAAAUAAAAAAAAUAAUAAAU
Gorilla gorilla gorilla (western lowland gorilla) is the source of this 3660-nucleotide messenger RNA. RefSeq names its product A-kinase anchoring protein 4 (gene AKAP4). Lineage: Eukaryota; Metazoa; Chordata; Mammalia; Primates; Hominidae. The record is from RefSeq and is a predicted model, not a curated record. Gene Ontology annotation, molecular function: protein kinase A binding. The transcript has 8 exons. Gene Ontology annotation, biological process: intracellular protein localization. Gene Ontology annotation, cellular component: cytoplasm; sperm principal piece; sperm fibrous sheath. Bases 912 to 3476 code for a protein of 854 amino acids.